Messenger RNA from Lucilia cuprina (Australian sheep blowfly), 2232 nucleotides. RefSeq lists its product as uncharacterized. Lineage: Eukaryota; Metazoa; Arthropoda; Insecta; Diptera; Calliphoridae. Gene Ontology annotation, molecular function: aspartic-type endopeptidase activity. The record is from RefSeq and is a predicted model, not a curated record. Gene Ontology annotation, biological process: proteolysis. The transcript has a single exon. Bases 1 to 2232 code for a protein of 743 amino acids.
AUGAAUUCCACAACUCGCAAAGAAACCUCUCCUAAGGAACGGUUUGUGUUUGAAUGCGACCAUUUGCUUCAAUUCUGCCAAAGAUUCAACAGUACUGCAGUUGAAGAUCAAACUGAGUCACUUUUAGAAGUCAAACUGAAGGACAUAGAUUCGAGAUGGACAAAAGUAGAAGCCUCUUAUGAAAAUGUAAUGUUGGCUCAAGAAGAUUUGGUACCACCAGAAUUUAAAGAACAGGCUAAAACUAACUUCGAUGCAUGCGUAGAUGCAUACUAUACGUGCAUCUCUCAAAUGCUAGACUUACAAAAAGCAUUUCGAAUAGACGCAGCAUCACACAUUCAAGGCAUCGAAGCAGUCACACGAUAUUCACUUCCCCCUCAAAAUCUCGUUUCAGAAAACCCUAAUAACUGCAUUAAACUUCCCCCUUGCGAUACAGAAGUUUUCAAAGGUAGUUACGAGCAAUGGCCCUCAUUUCGUGACAUGUUCACGGCCGUGUACAUUAAUCACAGUAAGCUCUCUCCUGUCACAAAACUGUAUCACUUGCGAAAUAAAACUAAAGGGGAAGCAGGAGAUAUUGUAAAACGCUAUCCCCUAUCACAUGAAAACUUUGAACUUGCGUGGAAUGCACUAAAAACUCGAUACGAAAACAAACGUGUUUUGGUUGAUAACCAAAUUAAAAUACUAUUUAAUAUUCCACCCGUAACCAGGGAAGAUAGUAACUCGAUAAGAAGGAUUCAGUCGUCAGUUAAUGAUUCUUUAGCAACUCUCAGGACUCUUGGAAUAGAAGUAGAUAGUUGGGACCCUAUCCUAAUUCGAUUAAUUUCUACAAAGCUUCCAGAUUUCACUCUUUCCCUUUGGGAACAAUCUUUAUCCUCUCCUCGAGAACUUCCAAAGUGGUCGCAAAUGUCCCAAUUUCUCGUCGAUAGAUAUGAGGCUGUAGAACGCUUAACAAGUAUAAGAACUUCAAAAGAUAGUUUUAAUAUUACAGAAAAUCCCCAACAAAAUAUACAAACAUACACAUCGCAAGAAAAUCUCAACAUACCCUUCUGCAAACUCUGCAGUGAAAAUCACUCUUUGAGAAUAUGUCCUAAAUUUCGAACUUUCGCGGUGCAACAAAGGGUAGAUUAUGUAUUCAAAAAUAAAUUUUGCAAUACUCAAACUCAUCUCAAGGCAAAGUGCAAAAGUAAGAACACUUGCUUAAUGUGCAAAAAAUCCCACCACACUUUGCUGCACAUGAAACAGAAAUUCCAAAAUGACUCUCAAAGAACUGAAAAUUCCCAACCUCACGAAGCGUCAAUCGAAAAUGUUAGUUUCUCACGUCAAUCUGCCUCAAAUAAAAUCAACUCGGAACAGAAUAAAGCUCAAAAUGAACUUCCGACAGUCUCGACUCAGGUUCAAGCUAAUUUUUCCACUAGCAAUGAGAAUAUUCUCUUACGCACUGCUUUAGUACAAAUAGAAUAUCAAGGCCAACUGUAUACUGUGAGAGCGUUAAUUGAUCCAGGUUCACAACGAACAUUUUUAACGGAAAAGAUUCGAAAUCGCCUACAGCUUCCUUAUAACAAAUCUCACUUUGAAAUCAUUGGUAUUGGUGGCCAGAAACAAUCCGCAAGCAAAGAGUGUGAAUUUGUAUUAUAUGCCAAGAGAUAUAAUUUAAGAGUUCCCAUUAAAGCCAUAAUAUUACCCAAAGUCACCAAAUGGCUCCCUUCACAUUCCUUUGAGAUCGCAAACUCAAAAGAGCUUGCAGAAUUAGAUCUCGCAGAUCCAACUUUUAAUAAAACAUCACAAGUGGAUCUUAUUCUAGGCAAUGACUACGAGCAUUUUCUUAACAUUGAAGGAAUUAAAAAGAACAUUUGUGGUCAAGCAUCCGCAUACAACACCGUAUUUGGAUGGGUACUUAGUGGUCCAAUGAAAACAAAGACUAUUCAAUCUUUUACUACUUCAGUUCUCAUGCGUGAAUCUUCAGAACUCAAUGAAAUAUUGAAAAAAUUUUGGGAGCAGGAAGAAAUUCCUACCACUCGACCAGUCUCAGUAGAACAUGACUUCUGCGAAAAGUAUUAUGUCCAAACAACCACUCGAAAUGAAGAAGGUAGAUACAUCGUAAGAUUACCUUUCAGAAAAGAGUUCCCCGAAAAAGUCUUCUUAGGUUCGUCCCGCUUUGUCGCCUUAGCUCAGUUUUCCUAUCAAGAGACUCUGAACUUCAAUCACAAUACAAAGCAGUUCUUAAUGAAUACAUAA